This is a messenger RNA of Pseudo-nitzschia multistriata, 3653 nucleotides long. NCBI's taxonomy places the organism in Eukaryota, Bacillariophyta, Bacillariophyceae, Bacillariales, Bacillariaceae. The record is from the annotation of a GenBank genome assembly.
CCACYACCUUCCCCGUCGUCACACCGGUUCCUUCACGAUGUGAAGAGGCCGAGACGGAUGCCGCUCGGCGUGGUGUUCGAUGGCCUGCGCCACGGCCUCGACAAAGGGUGCCCGGCCCGCUCCGCUCCCACCUGCGUCUUUGCUGUUCCACCACCACUGCUGCAUGCCCUCCAGCACGCAGUCCACGUUGAGGGGCUCGCGGGGAUCGAUCUCGGCGAAGCACUCCUCCAGCGGCCACCGUCUCGCGACCACACCGAGUUUGUUCGCYCGGUCCCUGCUGCGGUUGGGCUGGACCCGCCGAUCGAUCAGCAGGCCGACCACGGCGAUCCGCGGGGGAUCUGCCGMCGGGUCCAGSGCCUGGUCGGCAUCGGGCGACAAAUACACGGGGGGUUCCGCAUCGGCACCGGCGGUGCCASCGGGGGAUGCAUCGUGCCUUGCAGUGUCUUGGAGGCACUCCUCCAGGCUCUCGCAGGCAARGGUGGCGUGCUUCGGGAGGCCCGACGAAACGGCUUCCGCGGCACCGGCCCGCUUCAUGCGGUCGAUGGUUCGGUUCUCGAGCAAGACCCUCGUGUCCUCGUCGGGGCAGCCGACGACCUUAACGGCGGCGCAGUCGCCUGCAUCCGCCGCGCCGAUCUGCCACACCAGGAAAUUGGCAAUCUGGCAGGCAAUGGCGUUGAUUUUUUCUUUUCGGACCUUUUUUUCUCUGGGAAAGCCGUACCCAGCGUCCAGCACGAGGAUCGGAUUCUCCGUUUCUUUCCCUCCGCUGGUGCUGCCAUCCCCGACGGCGGGAGCGAUAGAAACCGCCCUGAGGGCAUUCACCAAAACCUCGUCGUUGUCGUCGUCACCUUCCAYCCGCGCCACCGCCCCGUCGGUAGCCAUGCUUGGUUUCUUUACCCUAUUCGCUUCGGUGGCAAAAACCAACGGUGCAGAACCAAGGUAUCACUAGUACAAUUCGGAACAGUCUCGUAAAAAUCUUCUUGUACAGUAGGGACGAAUUAGUACUUUACUUAUUGUUCUUGCCUUAAUUAUUUGAAGUGAUGCGUUGUGGCGCGAAGUUUGAUGUCAMGAAUGACUGGAGGUGAUGCGGCUUUGCUUCCCGCAUCUAGACAUUUUGUGGUGAUUAAGAGUUCUAUGGUCGUGUCUGCUGUCAUGAGGUGUCAUCCUCUUGGGAUUUACGGACACCACGGCCAUGAAUGCCAUAUUUUUCUAUCGAAUCAAAUCAUCAUCGGAUGGUAGAGAUCCUGAGGAACGAGUGGUCGGCGCGCAAAAUCCAAUAACGGUAUUUUAGAGAAUCCAACGCCAGGAGAGGAUGGACACCCAUUAAUCAUAAAUCGAAGCAGCAAGUCGUGCCACGGUACUAGUAGCAUUCUCUGUCUCUCUACGCGGAUUUUAUUUUCAGAAUCCUUUCUUCUGGCUUGGAGAGAACGUCGUUCAAGGUCCCGCGCUUGUUGUUCCGAUGCUGUUUCUGUUUUUAAACUGGGUGACGUCUUUCCGAUCGUAUUUUCCGAUGAUUGAUGGUUCACAGACACGAGCGGCAGACACCAACAUAAGAAGCGCAAAAGACCCCGGACAAAAAAAGCUGCUACCUUCCUUACGUUUACAUACCAGUACUAUGUGAAGUACUUCGUGAUUGUGCGAUACGCGAUGCGCCCGUUUCGGGACUCCGAACAACACCGUCGAAUGCAUGCAUCACCUGAUUGUCGAGGAAACCCUGGCGCAAUGGUGAAGCAGUAGAAGACAAGUACUAGUAAUUAUUACUAUCACUAUAAGAAUGACAUGCCAUGCUAUUAUUGUGCCUAAUUUUCAACUCGUAAAGUAUAUAAAAGUAUGUAUUCAAAAUCGUAGGAGACAUUGCUCCAUCGGUAUGUUUGCUUUUUCCUCCACCAAUGUAGGUCCUCUGUUCGUKCACAUCCGCAUGCGCUCGUAUCGAGUCUAGGGCUGCGACAUUACAGCGUGCAUGCUGCGUAUAUAGUAUUACAACAGGUUGUAGCUCGGUUGUAUUCCCGGUCAUCAGCUUCCCUUCUCCGACCCGAUGAAAAAAUCAGCUGUGUAGUUUCUUGUCUCCAAGUAUAAUGGAUCGAUCGUAUUAAUGGAUCCGUUUGCACUAGUGCUAUGAAAAUGUAAGCACUCUAUCGUUUUGUUUCUUAACUGGAUGGAUAGCAUCACCAGCUGCGUUGGUUGGUGGGCUGUACAGCCGCAUCACCGCGCAUGAAUCAAGGGCAGUCCCUUGGUCUGGAGUGUCUUUGUAGUCUUGGGACUGCCUGCGGAGGAUUGUUCGGUAGCGGCCGAAGUGUGUGGCGAAGCUGGGGGUGUGAUUCGAAUAGCUAGGGGAUUCGGAACCGGUUGGUAGUUUGCCAGAAGUGGAUUCGGAACCUGUUCCGAUCCCGAGGACGGGGCUCCCUUGGCUUUUUUGUGAGUGGAUGCAGCGGCUGCUGCUCCCAUCGAAGUGCUUCCAAGCGGAGUUGGCGUGGUGCAGAUCGGUGUAGCUUUGGGUGCGGCUGCUGCCUUUGCUGCCAUGAUCUCCCUCUUGGCUGUAAGGGUGUUGGAAGCGAUCUUCGCUAGGAGAUCGUUCUCAAAGCCACCCACGGUGAUAUCAUCGGACACUAAUGACUCCACCGAGAGGGCCAAUUCCCCGACCACUGUCGGGACAGCUGCUAGCUUCGAGAGAAUAGAAUGAUCUAGAUCACCAUCGACACUGGUGAGGAGUUUCACAACGUGGUUGCCUCCCAGGUACCAGACCCCGUUUCUCUUCGAGACCCGGCCGUUUGUCUUCUUAGCAUAAUUGGAGCGGUGGGUGGUUGUUACGGUGGCAACAGUUCUGUUGGCUGGCAAACUGACGGGCUUCGAUGGUUGAGACGUCGGUGGAGCAGUGGGGAGGGUUUUCGGCAUAAUGACUUGGUGCAUGAUCCCCGAACUCGCUGUUUUCGGGCCCGCAACCUUGGUCGUUGAUGAAGCCUUCUUCACCUUCACAGAGUUAUCUCGGUUAGUGGCAGCCGUCAUUUUUCGAUACUAGUGUAUUUAUCCUUUGACUUGCUGUCUCCUUGGGGUAUGGAAUGUUGCAACAGUUGUUUUGUUCCAGGAAUGUGCGUUGUGUCGCAAAUGCGGACAACUAGGAUACUACUACGGGUAUUGCCGUUGGCGAGUAAAACUGUGCGCUUCCGAUGAAAGAGCUAAACGGGUAUCCAUUUCCCGCGGAUUGCAGAAGAUGUCGAUCGACUGUACGGUACAAGUAUGGUCUAGUAGUACCCGCAGCGGUCAACAUGCUAGCCAGCUUGGGACCCAAACAUUACAAAUGCAAACAAAUUCUGUGCAACGUCAACAGCUACGUGCGGGGGAGAGAGAGUUUCUGUGCUAGUUUUUGUUCUUCUGUCCGACUAGGAUUUUCCUGAAACCUGAUUCGCUGAUAGCACAUGUCUCUUCUACGGACGCAAUUUAAAAAAAGAAAAAGAUGAGAAAACAGUCCAGUCCCGGAGGACUAACAACCCCCGAGCAGGGGUUACCGUCCACGAUUCCAGUUUCUUUGCCUUAUAUUUCGAAAAUGAAUGCCUAUCUUUUCGUGCCAUUUUCAGGAACACUACUAGGGGGUGUCUGAGUUGCUGGCGUGGAAUGACGUUUUCACUGGAAUACUGAUUUAAAAAAAUACUUAUACAGCG